AUGCUUGCGGAUAAUGCACCAAGUGGUAACGUAUUUGCUCGUUACGGGGCAAGAGUUCUAUAUGGUAUAACAGGAAUAAUGUGUUGCAUUCUCGGCAUCGUCGGUGCAAUUGGAUUUUCAGUUAUUUGCGUUUUCGCUGGAAUAUUCCUCUUCUUCAUUGGACUAUUUAUUUUAAUUACCGAAAUGCCAUUUUGCUGUGCAUUUAUACCUCAAACCGAGUAUAUCACUCGUGUGGUUACGAAAAUUGGACCACUUCCAAUCGCUAUCGUUUUAGCUCUUCUCGGCAUAAUUGCUAUGGCGAUGUGUCCCAGUUUCUCAAUGGGCUUCGCUUUGUGUUUUCUCCUUGCGUCUGCUUUUCUCCGUAUUCGAGAAUUUAUUUUAUUGAGACGAGCGCGCACUCAGGGGACUUCAGGUCUCAAUCCAGAGUCCGGUUUCACAACUCAAGCAAGCGGCUACCCUGGUGCAGGAAAUACCUAUCCCCCUGUGACACCUGCUUACGGCGCAGGUGACCAGUUCGCGGAUCGUGUAGCUGCAGGAGCUGCGCGUGGCGCCGUCCAGGCCGCUUUCAUGAAAUAA
Molecule: messenger RNA, 576 nt
Organism: Rodentolepis nana
Lineage: Eukaryota; Metazoa; Platyhelminthes; Cestoda; Cyclophyllidea; Hymenolepididae
Source: the annotation of a GenBank genome assembly